This is a messenger RNA of Suillus fuscotomentosus, 1284 nucleotides long. RefSeq names its product aspartic peptidase domain-containing protein. NCBI's taxonomy places the organism in Eukaryota, Fungi, Basidiomycota, Agaricomycetes, Boletales, Suillaceae. Gene Ontology annotation, biological process: proteolysis. The transcript has 6 exons. Bases 1 to 1284 code for a protein of 427 amino acids. Gene Ontology annotation, molecular function: aspartic-type endopeptidase activity. The record is from RefSeq and is a predicted model, not a curated record.
AUGCGUGCUUUAUCAGUGUUCUUAAUCGCUGCCUUACAGGUGUUGGCGAUUACUUUGCCGCAGCCACAACAUCUUUCAAUACCAUUAACAAAGAGAUCUACUCUCAGGACCGCUGAUGGACAUGGUUCUGUUGACCCUACUUCAAUUAUGGCUCAUAUUAGCAGCACAGUGGUCAAGUUACAGCGGGGCGCUGCUGCAUUCGAGAGAAACACUGGCGCAGUUCUCUUCUCCGAGUCCUCAUCGCUAACAAAGCGUGUAGCAGCGUCCGGUUCUGACCCGCUGGCUGACGACUCAAACGAGCGUUGGUAUGGACACAUCGAAGUCGGCACUCCGCCGUUUACAUUUACCAGUUUGCAUUUCCGACUUGAUCGCACUAUGCAUGACGUACUGAUGCGGGCACCCCCAGUUGAUUGCGACACUGGUUCGACGGACUUCUUUCUACCUGGACCAAGCUGCGGGGACUCGUGUAGCGGACAUGACGUUUACAAUCCCAACAGUAGUUCGUCUGCUGAGCCCCUUGGUAAGACUUUCAUGGUGGAGUACGGCGAUGGUUCUAUGGCUACAGGCGAUCUAUACACGGACACCGUGUCACUUGCUGGCUGCAAUGCCAAUGCACAAACGCUUGGCGUUGCCUCGUUGUAUUCAUAUGGGUUCUCGUCGGAGAACUUUGGUGCGGAUGGGCUGAUGGGAAUGGCUUUCGAGUCCAUUUCGGCAUAUGGCGCAAACUCCGUUUUCCAGACGUUGGUUUCACAAGGAGCUGUCCCAGAACCAGUGUUUGCUUUCAAACUUGCAUCCUCUGGUUCUGAGCUUUACGUUGGUGGCGUGAACUCUGCGCUAUAUCGUGAUCCGUUCACGUACACUCCGGUAACUAAACAGGGUUACUGGCAGGUCACUGGUGAUGCCAUCGCGAUCAAUGGGAAACAAAUCGUCAAUGAAUUCUCUGCGAUUAUUGACACUGGGACCACGUUGAUUUUGGGCGAUACGACCUACGUCAGUCAGCUCUAUGCAGUCAUCAAUGCGACAGAAGUAGGUGGAGGUGUAUACUCGCUACCAUGUGACGCCAUGCCAAAUGUGACCAUCACCCUUGGCGGGAAGUCAUUUGCGAUUUCCGCAGAGACCUUCAAUUUUGGCACGUACGGUUCUUCAGGAAACACCUGCCUUGGUGGUAUCGCAGGUGGUGAUGGUCUUGGAGAUGUAUGGGUCCUUGGUGACGUUUUCAUGAGAAACGUGUACACCGCCUUUGAUGUUGGAAACUCCAGAGUUGGCUUCGCGGACCUUGCAUGA